CGGUCAUACUGCAAAAAGAAGCAAAAACGCAGGCACGGGCGUUUUUGUUAAGUCUUGUAUUUUUAAGAGUUUAGCUGCUAAGUUAUAAAGUGCUACUGCAACAACAACCACAAGAAAGGAACGCCAGGCAACAAAAAAUCCAUGCAAACCGGUAAAAGUUUAACGAAAAAAGAGUACAGCGAAAUGUUAAAUAACGUAUGCUGACGCGAAUAACAACAAAUUGCUGGUCAAUUGCUGGGAAGUGGGUGGCAGGCGACAGCGCGACAGCAGCACGCCGCUUGCGGCGCAGCGUAAACAAACACGGACGCGCACAUGUACAGUUACACAAACAUACAUACACGCAUAAACGAACACAAACACACAUACAAACGGCCUUGCUAUGGAGGCGGCACAGCUUGUUUACAUAAAAGUAACGCGACUAGCUUUGAAGUCAUCCACAUAUCUAUCAAAGCGUCGCAUUAGUGAGCUGAACACCAACUUUGGUGAGUUGCGUCUGCUGCUGUCGUGCGUCGUCUGCUGUGAGCUGUUAACGGAUCCAUACGAACCCAAGGGACGUCGCUGUGGACACUACGUUUGCCGGCUCUGUAUGCGCGGACGCAAGCGUCUGUUUCCACGAUGCAAGGAGUGCUAUGACUGCUGUAACUUCAGGACCUACGAGGAAAGCGAAGCCAUGGCGCUGCAGUUGCUCUGCUACAAAGCCAUGUGCACUCAUCUGAUGCAGACAACAGUCUUCACACAGCUCUACGGCUUGCGUCCGACUACUCUCCCGAACCAGGGCGAACGAAAGCCGCGCAUCCAUUUGCCCGACUGGCCAACACAGUGGUUCAUACAAGAAGGCGCCAACUAUGACGAUAUGCGUGACAUUUUUCUGUCAGCGUCGGAGGAUUUGUUUUACAACAAGAGACCCGCAUCACUGCCGUCGGAAACACCGCCCACCACAGCUGCCACAACGCCGGAGCUGCCCUAUGAGCAACACACGCCGGAGCAGAUGUCAAUUAAUGGCAUUGAGUUGGAGGCAGCUGCCACGGGAGAGGAAGGACUGUACUCUCAUAUGCUGCCGAUGAUUAAUACUGAGGCACGCAUGUUGACGACGGCGUCACAGCAGCAUAUACUAGUAGAUACUGCAUCGCAGACGACCCCAUGGAAUGAGCAUGACAUGAUCAGCACUGCGGAGUACACUGACUACACGGAUUCCAACUGGAGCGAGCAAAUUGAGCUACCUGGCCAUUACACGCUGCCCACAUUCAAUGGCAAUAUGCCGGGAUACGCUACCUAUGUCAUACCCAGCGAUGAGCUAAAUAUGUCCGAGUAUCAACAGCUGGUUCACAUACCACAAGAGCUAGGCCAAGUGGCACCUGAAUCUGUUGUAGUAUAUCAGCCAGUUGAGGCAUCUGCACCUGUUGCGCUACCUCAACCCAUUGUUGUACCUCAACCCGUUGUAGUAUCUCAACCCGUUGUAGUAUCUCAACCUGUUGGAGUACCUCAACCAGUUGCAGUAGCUCAGCCGACAGCCAUAGCUCCAUGCACAGUCAUAGAUCGACCCGCUACAGAAAUUCCUCCCGUUACAGUGGUUGAAUCCGCAAGCGUUGCUGAACCUCUGCCCGUUUCCCAGACCAUCUCUAAACGCCGACAUGCUGAGCUGGUCGUUGAAGAGUCGUGGGAGGAAGCCGACCAAGAAGAGCUUGUUGCAGUAGCCCAACCCAUAGCCGUUUUACAAUCCGCUACAGAAGUUCCUCUCGUUGAAGUGGCUGCGCCCGCAGCAGUCCCUGCAUCUCUUCCCGUUGAAGUGAUUGAGCCCGUAGCCGACGCUCAACCUCUGCUCGAUGUUGUGUCCGAGACCAGCUAUAACCGUUGGCAUGCUCAGCUACUCGCUGCAGAGUCAGAGGAGGAAGAGGACGAGCAAGAAGAGCCUGUUGAAGUAGCUGAGCCCAUAGUCGCAGCUAAGCCCACAGCAGCAGCUGAACCUGCAGCCGUAGCGCAGUCCGCUACAGAAGUUGAACAAGUAGCCGUAGCUUCACCUCUGGCCAUUGAAGAAACUGAGCCCGUAGCUUCACCUCUGCCCAUUGAUGUGGACAAACCCGUUGUUGUAGAUAAACCUCUGCCCGUCUCUGCGUCGAAGACCAGUUAUAAACGCCGACAUGCUCAGAUCGUCGCUGAAGAGUCGGAGCUGGAGGAGGCCGUGCAAGAAGAGCCUGUUGAAGUAGCUCAGCCUAUAGUCGUAGAGGCAGCUGAAUCUGCAGUUGUGGUGCAAUCCGCUACAGAAGUUCCUCCCGUUGAAGUGGCUGUGCCCGUAGCCGUAGAUAAACCUCUGCCCGUUUCUGCGUCGAAGACCAGCGAUAAACGCCAAAGUGCUCAGCUCCACGCUGCAGAGUCAGAGGAGGAGGACAAGCAAGAACAGACUGUUGCACUAGCGCCAUCCGCUAGAGAAGUUUCUCCCGUUGCAGUGUCUGAACCCGUAGCCGUAGCAUCACCUCUGCCCGUUCAAGUGGAUGAACCUGUAGAUAAAUCUCUGCCCGUUUCUGCGUCGAAAACUAGCAAUAAACGCCGACAUGCUCAGAUAGUUGCUGAAGAGUCAUCGGAGGAGACAUCCUCAUCAGACGAGCCUGUUGAGCCACCCACACGUAUGAAGCUGCGCAACCAAAAGGCUACCAUAAUCUCAUCUGUGCAAGUGAAGCCACCCACGCCAGUUCUUCCAGUGGUUACGGCUAAGGCCGCAGAGCCCGUGGCUACAAGGACUUCACCCCUCAAGUCAACACCCACAUCUGCAUUCAAAGCAAGCAAACCUAAGGAUGCGCGCAUGCUGCACACGUGUCGCUGUGGCACAUCCUCUGCGCCCGGCAGGACCACUUGCCGUAAUUCGCGCUGCACCUGCUAUGUAGCUGGCAAAUCCUGUGUGAACUGCAAAUGCGUUGGCUGCAAGAAUCCUCAUGAAUUUACAGGCGUUAGCAGCGAUGAAGAAACGGAGGUGGAGGACGUGGACGAGACGGAUUCGGAGACGGAGUUGCAGUACGAGAAGGAAAUGCAGCAAAAGAAAAAAGAGAAGCAAGCACAACAGACGGCUAAGCAGCAAUCGAGUACAGCAAAAGCUGCAACUACUCCAGCAGCUGGCAAGGAAAAUGAUUUUACUUUAGUGUUCGUGCCCGAUAUAACAAAAUCCAAACAUCCCAUCAUCUUGGUGCAAGAUGAGGGCGUGUUCCAACCUUUCAAUAUGUUCCAUGGCAAUGUGCCAGGUGAUCCCGCUCUGCGGGGCUGGGACCGCAUAUUGUUGCAAAACAGCGAUGCUAAGGGCGAAGGACCAACAUUUGCCUACAUUAUGCCCAUGGUGCUGCCACCUGCUACUGCUACAACUGAAGCCCCAGCGCCCUCGUCCCCGAAGUUGGCCUCCGAGCAAGAAACCAAGUCCGAACAAGAGUCCAAAGCCAAAGAACUGCCCAAGUCCGAGCUAGCGCCCAAGUCUGAAGACGAGUCCAAGUCCGAACUGCCGACAAAGAAGUUCAAAGGCGAUUCCAGCUCAACCAAUUAUGCGACCAAGGAUGCGCUUGUUAGUGGCAGCUCACCGUCUGCCGCUGGCGACAGGCGUGACACUGACAAUGCGCAGUCGCUCUUCGAGAAGAUUAUGGCUGGUUCGGAUAAUGAGUUUUGAAUUCUUGUAAUCUGUGUGUAGUUCCUCUACCUGGAUGUUGUAAUCUUUCUUUUGUUGCUAAUACUUUGUAUUGUAUAUGCGCUUAUUAUAUGUAAACCUUUUUUUUUCAUAGUCUAAGCGCGCGUAAUUGGUUUAACCAGUUUUAAUUUAUUUGCCAAUAUUUUUGGCAAACUUCAAAAUCAGAUUGUAUCCAAAGCGCCAAACUGAAAUUAUUUAUACAACUCUAUGUCGU
Molecule: messenger RNA, 3875 nt
Organism: Drosophila busckii
Lineage: Eukaryota; Metazoa; Arthropoda; Insecta; Diptera; Drosophilidae
Gene: msl-2
Product: E3 ubiquitin-protein ligase msl-2
Exons: 3
Coding region: 380-3643 (1087 amino acids)
Cellular component (GO): MSL complex
Molecular function (GO): ubiquitin protein ligase activity
Source: RefSeq, a predicted model, not a curated record